CUCGCAGCCCUCGUGGCUAGCGUUGCCUCUGCGCAAACUCUCAACAUUCCCACUCCGGCUGGGAGCGUUGUUUCGCUCCCUGAGCCUUCUGUCAUCACUGGCAACGAAGACUUUGGCAACAAGGAGUUUGAUCGUGGUCAGCCGUGUGAUUCCGAUGAGGACACCGGAAGUGACAAUGCUGUUUUUAUUCUCGAAGACGGUGCAAGCAUAUCCAACGUGAUCAUCGGCGCAGACUCCCUCGAAGGCGUGCACUGCAAGGGCUCUUGCACACUCACCAAUGUCUGGUUCCGCGACGUCUGCGAAGACGCUAUCUCUAUCCUCGGCACCGGCGACGCUACCAUCGUUGGCGGCGGAGCCCAAGAAGCCAAAGACAAAGUCGUCCAGCACAACGGCGUCGGCACUGUCACCAUCAAGGACUUCACAAUCGUCAACGCGGGCAAGCUCUACCGCAGCUGCGGCGACUGCACGGACAACGAAGCCAAGUCCCCCCGCAAGGUCAUUGUCGAGAACGUCCGCGCCUACGGCGUCACCAGCGACUUGAUUGGCAUCAACUCGAACUUCGGUGACACUGCUUCGAUCACUGGGUCAUGCGGUACCACUAAGACGGUUUGCCGGGAGUACAAGGGAGUCAACAAGGGCGACGGCGACAGCGAGAAGCUUGAUACGAAGGACAGCUGUGGCGGGGACCAAGGCAAGCUGGAGAAAUUGCCUGAGUGC
Molecule: messenger RNA, 717 nt
Organism: Paraphaeosphaeria sporulosa
Lineage: Eukaryota; Fungi; Ascomycota; Dothideomycetes; Pleosporales; Didymosphaeriaceae
Product: pectate lyase D
Exons: 2
Biological process (GO): pectin catabolic process
Cellular component (GO): extracellular region
Molecular function (GO): pectate lyase activity
Source: RefSeq, a predicted model, not a curated record